Strongyloides ratti is the source of this 1134-nucleotide messenger RNA. RefSeq names its product Peptidase S1 domain and Peptidase S1A, chymotrypsin-type family and Trypsin-like cysteine/serine peptidase domain-containing protein. The record is from RefSeq and is a predicted model, not a curated record. Gene Ontology annotation, biological process: proteolysis. Bases 1 to 1134 code for a protein of 377 amino acids. NCBI's taxonomy places the organism in Eukaryota, Metazoa, Nematoda, Chromadorea, Rhabditida, Strongyloididae. Gene Ontology annotation, molecular function: serine-type endopeptidase activity. The transcript has a single exon.
AUGUUUUUAUUAAAAUGUUUAUUUUUCUUUUUUUUAUUAAAUAAUGUAUAUUCUGAUUUUAAUGAAGCUAUUUAUAUAAAAAACUUAAUUGGAAAUGGUGAUUAUUUUAUAGUUAAUGAUCAAUCAAAUACAGGACUUCAGUCAAUUAAACUUAAUUUAGCUAUACAUGAUAAAGAAAUAUGUGGAACAAAUUUAUAUGAUAAUAAAGAGAAUAUUAAAACAGAAAAUUUUGUAAAAUCAAAAUUACAUAUUGAACAAAAAAUUAUGGGAGGUAAAAAAGUAAAAAUAGCUUUUGAACCAUGGUCUGUUCAAAUAUACUAUUUAAAUAAAUUUAUAUGUGGUGGUACACUUGUAGCAAGAAAUUAUAUAAUGUCUGCAGCUCAUUGUAUAGUUGAAAAUUGUCAUUCAUCAAAAGUAAAUAAAAAUGAUAUUCAAAAAUUAGAAGUUCUUAUUAAUUACCCAGGUGAUGAGACUAGUAAUUUUAUUGAUAAAACACUAGAAGGGUUUCACCUUCCUAAUCUACGACGUCGUAUUCGGUCUAUAUUACUACCAUCAUUUUCAGAUAGCGGAAAUAUUCAAUGUCAAGGAGAAAACGAUUUUGCCAUUUUGGAGUUGGAUGAAUAUAUUCCAGAAGGAUAUGGCUAUGCAUGUCUUCCUAUUUUUUAUCCACCUAUGUAUACAAUUUAUUCAUCGAAUUUUUACAUUGUUGGUUAUGGUAGAAAUCCUUACAGAGAAGAAAGAAUGAUGUUUAAUCAAAAUAGCUUUUUUCAAAAUAAUAUUGAAAUUAAUAAUCCUUUUGAAUACAAUGAAAAUAAAAUUCAAAAACUUGAGGUUGGUGUAUUAAUUACCUAUCCUGCCUGUCGCAUAAAAUCUUCAAUUCCUGCUAGCAAAGGAUAUAUUUGUGUAUAUGAUAAAGUUGAUGAAGGAAUUUGUGAUGGUGAUAGUGGUAGUGGUCUAUUUAUAAAACAUAAAGAUAUUGAAUCUUAUCAACAAGAACAAACAAUACUAGUAGGUAUUGUUUCUAAAGCGGCAUCAUGUUUAGUUGGAAAAGAUUGGGUUGCAACUAACUAUCAACUUUAUACUGAUGUUUUUCAACAUAAUAAUAUGUAUAAAAAAUUUUUUAAAAAUGAAUAA